CCGCCCGGGCUGCGUCCCGCGGACCCGAGUCGCCCCCGCCGCUCGCGGCCGCGCGCCCCGGGGCGGUCCCGGUCCCCGCCGGCCGAGAGGGCUGCGAGCGCGGGCCGCGGUCCCGGGCGCGAUGGUGGCGGCGCGGGCCCGGGCGCGCGGCCGCGGGGGCUGGCUGGUCCUCGGCCUGUGGCUGCUGGCGCUGAGCGGCCCCGGCGGGCUCCUGCACGCCCAGGAGCAGCCCUCGUGCCGCCGAGCCUUCGACCUGUACUUCGUCCUGGACAAAUCUGGGAGUGUGGCACACAAUUGGAUUGAAAUUUUCAAUUUUGUCCAGCAACUUACAGAGAGAUUUGUGAGCCCUGAAAUGAGAUUAUCUUUCAUUGUGUUUUCUUCUCAAGCAUCCAUUAUUUUGCCAUUAACUGGAGACAGAGGCAAAAUCCAAAAAGGGUUAGAAGAUUUAAAACGUGUCAGUCCAGUAGGAGAGACAUAUAUCCACGAAGGACUAAAGCUUGCGAAUGAACAAAUUCAGAAAGCAGGAGGCUCAAAAACCUCCAGUAUCAUAAUUGCUCUGACAGAUGGUAAGCUGGACGGUCUGGUGCCAUCAUAUGCGGAGAAAGAGGCAAAGUUAUCCAGGUCACUUGGGGCUAAUGUUUACUGUGUGGGUGUCCUUGAUUUUGAACAAGCUCAGCUUGAAAGAAUUGCUGAUUCCAAGGAGCAAGUUUUUCCUGUGAAGGGUGGUUUUCAGGCUCUUAGAGGAAUAAUCAAUUCUAUACUAGAUCAAUCGUGCACUGAAAUCCUGGAAUUGAGGCCUUCAAGUGUCUGUGUGGGGGAGGAAUUUCAAGUUGUUCUGAGUGGAAGAGGAUUCAUGUUGGGCAGUCGGAAUGGCACUGCACUCUGUACAUUCACUGUGAACGAAACGUACACAAAGAGUGUAAGACCAGUAAGUGUACAGCUGAAUUCAAUGCUUUGUCCUGCACCCAUCUUGAAUAAAGCUGGAGAAACUCUUGAUGUUUCUGUGAGUUUUAAUGGAGGAAAAUCGGCCAUAUCAAGCUCAUUAAUAAUUACAGCCACAGAAUGUUCCAAUGGGAUUGCAGCCCUCAUCGCUAUUUUGGUCUUACUGCUACUUGUGGGCAUCGGUUUGAUGUGGUGGUUUUGGCCUCUUUGCUGCAAAGUGGUUAUCAAAGAUCCUCCACCACCUCCUCCUCCUGCACCUGAAGAGAAAGAAGAAGACCCUCUACCCACCAAGAAAUGGCCAACUGUGGAUGCUUCCUAUUAUGGUGGCCGAGGGGUUGGAGGAAUUAAAAGAAUGGAGGUUCGCUGGGGUGACAAAGGAUCUACUGAGGAAGGUGCAAGGCUAGAGAAAGCCAAAAAUGCUGUGGUGACGCUUCCUGAAGAAGAAGAGGAACCCAUUAGGCCGAGACCACCUCGAGCCCCCCCAACACACCAGCCCCCCCAGACCAAGUGGUACACACCAAUCAAGGGUCGUCUUGACGCACUCUGGGCUUUGUUGCGGCGACAAUAUGAUCGGGUUUCCUUGAUGCGACCUCAGGAAGGAGAUGAGGGUCGGUGUAUAAACUUCUCCCGAGUUCCUUCUCAGUAAGAAGAAAGCAACAGGACCAAGAUUAUGGUAUGAAAGUGCCACAGUUUCACACUGCUGAUCUCCAAGCAAGUGAAAAAAGUCAAGCGCAUUUCAAAAGCUCUUGAAAGUGCAGUUUCAAUCCUCUCCAUCAGGAACUGUUUUCUUUGCUUUCUGCUUUACUUGCACCAUUUUCAAACACUUGUUCUGCCAUCUACAAAGGAAGUGAUGAAACUCAGUGGUAACUGAUGAUUCAUGACAUUGAAAAUAAAGAGAAAUGUUAAUCUGCAUGCUGACUUACACAAGCAAGUUUGUUUGAAUGUCUAGAAAAAGAAAAGACGAUGACACCAACAUUAUAAAGAUGAUAUCAAGACAGAGACAACAAAACAAAUGUUGGGUCAUGGAUGGAGAUGAGAGUUUUUAAUACAGAGAUGUGGCAAUUGUGUUUCUGUGUGGCGAGAUCUUUAGCCAUCGGCAGAGUAUGAAAAUUCCCACCAGGCUAAGAAAAUAAUGGAGUCUAUUGCCUUAUAGCUAUGUCAGAUCACAAAUUCCUUCCAAGUCCCUGAUCAUAGUGUGCCUUACGGGAAGUUGCUGACUAGAAAAUCUUGUCAUUCUAACACUGAGAAGCGCACACGCAUGACAAAAUGUAGACAGGAUGCCCCAAGGUAUUGGUAGCGAGAAAGAUUUUGCCCUUUAGUUUUUGAAGACACCUUUCUUUCAUUAUGCACUUGGGACAAGAAAAUUAAUAGAGCAUUAUUCCACAGGAAGACAGCCUCUAACCAAAGAUCUGGAGUGGAGUUUAAGGGACUCAUGAUUUGAGACCUUGCCCGUGAGUCUGAUAGGUUUCCUCUCUUCACCUGUGUUCAGGAUGUGGUAGUGCGUAAAGCAUUAGUAUCUGUAAACACACCGAGGAGUUUGUUUUGCUUUUAAUUUAAAGGAAGCAGUAACCACAAAGCUUCCGCUCAGGGUUUUUUUCUUCCUUCGAAUCUCCAAGGGCUCUUCAGCGUCACAAGCCAGCAACUCUCUUUGCAUGAAAAUUUCAAAGUUUAAUUAAUAUAAUUAAAGGCAACAGCAAGCAGCAGCCUGUGAAGAUUUUGCUCAUCUUUUUUAUGCCUUUUGACAUUGAAUGACCUAUUACUGUAUGCGCAUUACUUGGAUUUUGAAGACUCUACCUUGGGUCUGAUUCAAUACAGCAAAAAGGACUCUUUUCUUCAGUUUAUAAAUUAAAUUUCCAGGAGGGUCACCAUCAAAAACCAUUGACAAUGUAUAUAUUAUAAUUUUUUAGAAAAACCACCAUCGUGUCACGUCGACGAUGCCAAAUUAUGUUAGCAUGAGCUGAAGCACUGUAGGGGAGGAAGAAGGCAGCAGCUGAAGAAAACAGCUCAAAUGAUCUAGUCACUUUCGAUACUGUACUUCAGAUGCGAAAUGGAUAUUCGACUCGAAACCUGACAAAGCAUGCCUGCUUUGAUGGGAACUGGUAUAGACAAUGACCAGUGGCUGGGUCAGUGGGAUGUCUCUCUGCGAGCACAAAGGCUUAUCAAAUGACACUAAAAAUAAGUUCAACAACCAUCACAAUGGGAGGAAAAAGAUGAACAUUUCAUGUUUGGUGAGCAUGUGAGUGCACAAGAUGGAAAGAACGAUUUGGAUCAUCCUGGUAUAAUUACACUCAUUGUGUGCUCCUAAUGGAAAUUUCAAAGGACGGGAGUGAUUCUCUUGGUUGGUGUCCAGGUUUCUGACUCUGCUCCAAGAAGCCUUAUGCAUACACACACACACACACACACACACACACACACACACACACGUAUAUUCUCUAGCUUGAAUCUUUGCUCAAGUUUAUUUAUGUCACUGGCUGGCUGGAUCCAACGUGAUGUGUCCACAUAUCCAUAAAUAAAAUUUUUACCUGA
Messenger RNA from Cavia porcellus (domestic guinea pig), 3468 nucleotides. RefSeq names its product ANTXR cell adhesion molecule 2 (gene Antxr2). NCBI's taxonomy places the organism in Eukaryota, Metazoa, Chordata, Mammalia, Rodentia, Caviidae. Gene Ontology annotation, molecular function: transmembrane signaling receptor activity. Gene Ontology annotation, cellular component: cell surface; plasma membrane. The transcript is spliced from 17 exons. Bases 122 to 1588 code for a protein of 488 amino acids. The record is from RefSeq and is a predicted model, not a curated record.